GCAAUUUUUGCCUCACGAUGAAGUCCUGGCCAUGAUCGUCUCGUGCAUCUGUCACGAUUUGGAUCAUCGGGGCACCAACAACGCCUUUCAGGCCAAAUCGGGAUCGCCUCUGGCCAUGUUGUAUGGAACCAAGAAUACCAUGGAGCAGCAUCACUUCAAUCAGGCUGUCAUGAUUCUCAACUGUGGGGAUCAAAAUAUUUUAUCGGAUCUGGGGAGUGAGGAGUUCUCACGGUUGCUGUCCGUGAUGAAGCACUGCAUCUUGGCCACAGAUCUCUACAAUUACUUCCAAUGGAGACCGAAGUUCCUUGAGAUGUCGAGUGACGCACGAACUGACUGGAGGAAGGAGGAGAACCGCCGAUUGCUGCAAGCCAUGUUGAUGACCGGCUGCGACCUGGCUGCUUCCACCAAGCCCUGGCCGAUUCAGUACAAGGUCGCUCAACUCGUCACUACCGAAUUCUUCGAUCAGGGAGACAAGGAGAAGAGGGAGCUGAACUUGACACCUUCAGCUCAAAUGGACAGAAAUAGGAUUCACGAAUUGCCUUCCAUGCAAAGCAAGUGGAUCGAGGAGGCCUGUCUUCCCUUGUACGCGGCACUAUCGGUACUGGACCCGGCAUUGGAACCGAUGAGAGCAGGAGCCGAGGAUAACCUGGCGCGAUGGAAAGGGCUUUCAAGGACAGGAGGAUGUAUUCAAUCUGAUCUGUGAUCGCCGGAAAAAAAAGAACUGAACUAUUCUUCCUCUUUCCGUGACGUUGCGACUGUGACAUUGCAGUAUUGUGAG
Messenger RNA from Darwinula stevensoni, 778 nucleotides. NCBI's taxonomy places the organism in Eukaryota, Metazoa, Arthropoda, Ostracoda, Podocopida, Darwinulidae. The record is from the annotation of a GenBank genome assembly.